GGGACAUGCGCGCUCUGCCCAGCAGAGAAAUAACUACGUCCACUCAACUUUUUAGGAGUUGACUUUUCCAUGUGUUGUGUGUUUAUGGGACAUGAGUGAAGAUGAAUGAGGAUGCGUUCGAGGUCCCGGAGAGGACUGAGUACCGCUACCUGGUGCAGGAGGAGGACGAGGAGGAGGUGCAGUACGUCCGUCACAGACACUACAUCAGCCCGCUCCUGGUGCUCUCCAGACGCUGCAUCUUCCUCAUCUGCUUUGCUGUGCUCGCUCUGCUCUCUCUCGCCACCUACCUGGGAUACAUCGCCCAGACGCUGCCGCCGGGGAUUGCCGAGGUGUCGACGGACUGUGGAGAGUUCAGAGGAAGACAUAAAAAUGGAGCCUACUCCUUUAAGGGCAUGCCCUAUGCUGCGCCCCCUGUUGGUAACCUGCGUUGGGCCCCUCCAGCUGCACCGGUGUGCAAGGGCGGAGUAAAGGACGCAAGCCACUUCCGCAAUAUGUGCCCUCAGGUGCGGCCAAUGACGAGCACGGGGAGGGUGAUGGGCCAGGAGGACUGCCUCUUCAUCAACGUGUGGACGCCAACGCUGCAGCCUGAUGCCAAGCUGCCCGUCAUGGUGUGGAUCCACGGAGGAUACCUGCACGUACUCAGUGGAGGAGAGCCGGGCUACUCGCCCACAGAGAAGCUUGCCGCUGACACACAGAUGGUCUACGUCAGCUUCAACUACAGACUCAACGCCUUCGGCUUCAUGGCGCUGGAGAUCCUGAGAGAAGGUUCUCCAAAAAACACUUCAGGGAACUAUGGCUUCAUGGACCAGAUCACAGCUCUGAAGUGGGUCCAGAGGAACAUCCAUGUGUUUGGAGGAGAUCCUGGGAAAGUCACUAUAAUGGGACAGAGCUCAGGUGGGACAUCAGUGUGGACCAUGAUGAUGUCUCCGUUGGCGAAGGGUCUCUUCCAUGCAGCGGUGGACAUGAGCGGCUCGUACAUCUUCAAUGCAACACUCGAGCAGGCCGAGUCCAACAACCUGGUUUUCCUGAGGAAGACGGGCUGCACGGACCUGACCUGCCUCAGACGUCUCACCAUCAAACAGGUCCUGCAGGCUAUCCCAUGGCAGGAGUACCCAGCCUGGGCAGCAGAUGACCUCAUAGACCUCCCUGUCAAAGGGAGGUUUAUCGGUCCUGUUGCCGUGGUGGAUGGAUACGUCAUUGAAGCUCCACCUUUUGAGGUGUGGAAGAACAAAGGGGAGCACAGUGACGUUCCUUUUGUCAUCGGGACCACAGAGCAGGAGGCUGACUUCAGUCCCCCGGCCGCAAACAUCUCCAUGUGGACAUGGGAGGACUACCAGUGGUUCGUGACAGAGAAACUUCAGUCCUUCAGUGAGAGUCUCCCCAUAGAGGCGUUGAAACUGUAUCCGAGCCCUGCCCACUGCCCCACCACAGACUGCUGUCCGGAGAGGGCCUACACCACCAUGGUGUCUGACAUCAGAGUCACCUGUCCCCUCAACGACCUGGCCUGGAGGGCUGCAGCCGUGUAUGUGUAUGUAUGGGGCGAGCUGGACUGACUGUGUGCUGAAUUUCCAUGCCAGGUACGCUUUGUGUUGUUUUGUGUUCAUUUGUGGAUUGGUUGAACAGUCGGACCUCGCUGCCUCCGGGCCGUGUAUGUGUAUGUAUGGGGCGAGCUGGACUGACUGUGUGCUGAAUUUCCAUGCCAGAUGAGAAUAAACUGCCGCCACGGUGAAAAAGUCUACCUUGCCAUUGAUUACACAACGCAAGAGGAGUAUAAGAACCGCUACAAUGGUGCCGUGACCCGUUCGUGACUGCAGUGGUACCGGCGUCUGUCCGUCUCCAUGGUGACGCCGUGAGCUCGACGUGGGACCGGUGGCUCUUCACGCAUCUGCGUCGCCUGUUCUUCAUUCAUUCCCUCGGUAUCCUGAGCCCGUUUGUUGCAUUGAACCAGGGUUUGGACUGUGUUUUUUUGUUUGUUUGUUAUAUGGUGGCCUGUCAGUGCCAUUAAAAAAAAAAAAAAAAAAAGUUUCGUUGUGUGCUGCAGUAAUGAACAUGUUUUUGAUAUGAAGAUGCAUUUUAAUGUGUGUUAGUGGGGAUAUAUAUUUCUCUUUUUGUCAUUCGCUAUCAUAAGUGAGGCUCAUUUAAUAUAUAAAUCCCCCAAGAUAUUUUUUUCUUUCCAUUUGAGAUAACUGUCAAAAAAAAAAUAAAAAAAU
Molecule: messenger RNA, 2210 nt
Organism: Plectropomus leopardus (leopard coralgrouper)
Lineage: Eukaryota; Metazoa; Chordata; Actinopteri; Perciformes; Serranidae
Source: RefSeq, a predicted model, not a curated record